GCUUUGCCGGUGAUGGUCAUGUGCCCACCGUGCCGCCCGACUUUCUGACGCCCAACCUCGCCCUAUUCCAGGAUGCGCCGGGAUUGAGCACCAAUGCAGAGGCCUACUAUCAAAGCGAAGAAGCUUUGGAAGAUCCGGCGUCUGAAGGAUUUGGUUCUGAAGUUCAGCAAGACACGCUCCGGGGCUAUUUCAACGAGUUGAGCUCGGAGGACCCGAAUCGGAUCUUCCUUGCUCGCCGCAUCAACAAGCUCGGCUUCAGGGCCCAGGAGGAGCUGUGGCUGCACUACUCGAAGUACGGCCCGGUGGAAAAGGUCCUGGUGGCAAACGCCAAGGCGCGCAACAGCCGACUGCACCCUCAGGGAAAGCUUCGCCCGGGUAGUCUUGCAAUCGUGGUCAUGGAGACUCCUGCCACUGUGAAAGAAAUCAUGGCUCUGGGCGAGGAGCAGCUCGUCGGCGGUCAAGUGAUCAAGCUUCAAAAGUUUGAACCCACAGCCCCCAAGGGAAGAUCUGGAGGAAUGAAGCACCACAUGGAGAUGUCCACAUCACCGGCACCGGCAGAUCCACAAGGGUCAUCCUUCAGUGGCAGUGGUGGCAGUGGACCCGAGACAAAAGGAAAGCAAGAGGACGGGAGUUCUGGGUCUUACGACCUCGAGGGAGAGGGCUCCA
Symbiodinium sp. CCMP2456 is the source of this 666-nucleotide messenger RNA. The record is from the annotation of a GenBank genome assembly. NCBI's taxonomy places the organism in Eukaryota, Dinophyceae, Suessiales, Symbiodiniaceae.